This is a messenger RNA of Darwinula stevensoni, 626 nucleotides long. The record is from the annotation of a GenBank genome assembly. NCBI's taxonomy places the organism in Eukaryota, Metazoa, Arthropoda, Ostracoda, Podocopida, Darwinulidae.
CGAAAGACGGUAAAGAUGGCGCCUCACUGGUUCUCGGGAUUUCUGGCUCUGUGGAUACUCCUCCUUCGAGGAUCUGAAGGGAUUCGAUGUUACCAGUGCUCAUCAUCUGAAGAUGGAGAAGGAGAGGACACAUGUGGAGCCUACAGACAUUAUGACACCACCAAAAACACACUUGUUGAAUGCAACAGUGGGGAUUCUGUCACACCUGGCACGUUUUGCAUGACGGUCACCAAACAGGGACCCAGAGGAUUUAUUUGGGAUGGUCGAUGGAGACAGGUGAUAAGACGCUGCGGCUCAGUGUCUGAAACGGGAGUCACUGGAGUUUGCAACUGGGGAAUCGAUGAGAACAGUGUCUAUUGGGAGGAGUGCUAUUGCAGCACAGAUGGCUGCAAUGUGGCUUCUUCUUACCACUUGUCUGGAGCCCUGGCUCUUGCCUCUCUACUCUUCCUAGUAUGGAGAAGAUGAGAGGGAAAGGAAAACAUCCAUCCAAUGACCCAGUCGUGAUACCUGUCAUUCCGUCCUAAACCCAGCUUAGAAACCUGAAGCGAUGUAUCUGGUCUGAUCUCCCUCUUUUUAUACAAUGUGUAUUUUUUACUCUCAAAUCAAUAAAUCAACAUUUACCUCUA